Messenger RNA from Pocillopora verrucosa, 2195 nucleotides. RefSeq names its product ras-related protein Rab-10-like. Gene Ontology annotation, molecular function: GTPase activity; GTP binding. NCBI's taxonomy places the organism in Eukaryota, Metazoa, Cnidaria, Anthozoa, Scleractinia, Pocilloporidae. The record is from RefSeq and is a predicted model, not a curated record.
CAGUGCGUUCGUUUAUAGAACCAAGCUUCUAAAAAUGGCGAAGCAGAAUUUUGACUUGUUUUUCAAGCUUCUUCUGAUCGGAGACAGCGGGGUUGGGAAGACGUGUAUAAUAUUUCGAUUCGCUGAGAAUACUUUCAAUCCAACUUUCAUAUCAACUAUUGGGAUCGAUUUUAAAAUCAGAACUCUAGAACUCGGUGGAAAGAAGAUAAAGUUGCAGAUUUGGGAUACUGCGGGACAAGAGAGGUUCCAUACCAUCACAACAGCUUACUACCGCGGUGCCUUGGGUAUCAUGAUGGUGUAUGACGUCACGAAAGAAAAAACAUUUCACAACAUUUCGAAAUGGAUGAGGAAAAUCGAAGAAAACGCGAACGAAGAUGUUGAAAGAAUUCUUGUUGCAAACAAAUGUGAUCUUGUGAGUCAAAGACAAAUAACAAGAGAAAGAGGAGAGACGUUGGCCAAAAAUCACGGAAUUCGACACGUGGAGACCAGCGCACUUUCCAGUGACAACAUCGAUCAUGCUUUUACUCUCCUCACACAAGACAUUUUAAACAAAGUGUGCCCUCCAGUCAGAGAAGAGAAUGUGAAAAAUGGUAAGGGCAAAAAGAAAAAGGUAAAUCUAAAGGGAUCUGCGGGCUCGCAUCACAAGUCUUGCUGUUAAAACUUUACGUCAAUCAAGAGUUUGGGUAAAUUUGUAAAUGUAAAUAUUUGUUUUUUUUCUAUCCCGGAAUAAAGAACAUCAAUGGAUAGAAAACCGUUUAUAUAAAGAAGACUUUUGGACCGAGUAUUUAACAUAUGAAGGUUUUUAAAUGAUAGUAACAUUUAUCUUCUCCAAGAAUAGUAUGUGAACUUUUGUCAAUUUAUAGUAUAGAGAAGUAUGCCAGCAGUGACGGUCCUGAAGGUACAGAUAUUGAGACAUGCACGACAGGAUUCAAACACAGGACUUGUCCUUUUGUUUUUUGGUCAUGGUUUUGGACUAGAAAGAAAUUUUGCUUGAAUUUUUAAGUUUGCCAUCGCAUAACAGUCUGUUUUAAGCUUUUCUUUGCUAUUCUUGCUUUCUCUUGGUUUAUCAGAGUACAUUUUUGUUGAGUGCGUCAGCGUAAAAACCAAAUUAACCAAUUAAUCUGUCUAAAGCGCGGUAAAACGUGAGUGGCCAUGGGGCGAUGGAUUUGCAUUUUCUUCUGAUUGGUUGAAUUUUUAGACCAAUCGAAGGCUGCCAUGAAACAAAAGCAAUCAGUUGAAAAUAAUUUUAUUGCCUUUUUGUGUUUUCUGUCUUACUUAUUUACGCUCUCCUUUUAAAACGAAGGUAGUUUUGAGCACAUUUCUUGCGACAUCGAUUCUUUCACUUCUUUUUUAGCUUCAUCGUGUUCUUUAUAUCGAGGUUGCACAACAGGUAUAACAAUUUACAUUGAGAUAUAUUUCAGAGUUUCCCGAUAUUUAUAUACGUAUUUGCGUCUGAUCUAAUUCAUCAUUAUGGAAAAAAAAAAAAAAAGUUCAGUGAGUAGAGAAAUUGUUUGAGUACAAUAGCGAUUACAUAAUCCUGAAAGUACACUCCAAACAUCGUGAUGCUAAGAACAUUUCGCGAAAAAAUAGAAUAAUUUGAUAAGUACAAAAUCUUUGAAAAAAAAAUCAAAUAUCGUACAGGAUGAGAUAUUGUGUAAAAAGAAAUGUAGAAAAAAAUCUAAACAUUAUAAUAGGUGCAUAUGCUGACUUUGUUGUAUUCUUGAAGAAUUCCAUCAACCCCUAAGGUCUGAUUGUUAAUUCUUCCCUCCUGCUCCUACACAUUUCCUUGUAAAUUAGUUACGAGAGUUUGGUGGUAGAUCAAGAUUAAGACUUCUACCUGAUAAAUUUGAAUAUUCUCAUCACCUGUUUGCUGGAUAAUGUAUGGAUAUUAUGGGGAGAAUUUACAUGUUAAUCACUUCUGAGGUUUUAUGGGGCAAUGAAAAGAUGUUUCUUAGGGAUAGAUGUGAAUUUUCAGAUCGAAGACUUGAAUUGCUUGAAAUGCCUGUUUUGAAUUUAGUUGAAUUUCUGAAACUUGAUGUUCUCUAGGUUGUUUAAACGCGAAUGCGAAACUUCAGUUACAAAUACAGGGUAUGGAAAUAGUAUAGUAUUCUAUUUUUUUAAUUAAAAACCUGUAUCCUUAUUUCGAUAUCAGGAUGUUUACUAUGCAAAGCUUGUCAAGUGAGCUAAUAUCUAAA